Molecule: messenger RNA, 1523 nt
Organism: Hibiscus syriacus
Lineage: Eukaryota; Viridiplantae; Streptophyta; Magnoliopsida; Malvales; Malvaceae
Product: APO protein 3, mitochondrial-like
Exons: 4
Coding region: 110-1330 (406 amino acids)
Molecular function (GO): RNA binding
Source: RefSeq, a predicted model, not a curated record
CUUUGAUAAUGUAAGAGUAAGCUUAUAUGUCUCUUUUCUCUGAAAGAUUGGCGUUAACUCGCAGAAAUUCCGAAGGAAAGGGGGAAAAAUCAAAAUCACACUAACAGCAAUGUUGCCAAGACACACUCGAAUCAUAACGAAGCUGGGGGGAGCAGUUCUGCGAAAUUAUUGUACAACCUCAGUACUUGGAAAUCAGUUGAAGCGUCUUCGUGGCUUCCACGCUAUUAGACAGACUUGCACAGAGUUUCCAAGGAAGCUCAAAAAAACGGAGAGGAAACCAUGGGUGACGAAAGUUAAUGAGCUGAAGCGUAUUGGUAGAGCAGAGAGGAAAGAAAGACAGAUAGUUCGCGAAAGGAUUCUACAACCUCCUGAAAAUGGGUUAUUGGUUAAGGAAUUGAUUCCCGUUGCUCACCAAGUUAAUGCUGAUCGAAUCAAAUUAUUCACUUGUGUUUCAAAAGUUGCCCAGAGUAUUGUCAUAUAUUCAUGCGGUGUAUGUGGUGAAGUUCACAUUGGCCAUCCGCCACAUAAGAUCAGAACCUGCAAUGUCAUGGGUAGUGCAUCAAACAAGGAGCAUUGUUGGAAAAGAGGUGAUGUUGAACAUGUCUUGCCUCUCGUGGAAUCUUUUCAUAUCUAUGACAGAAUGGGGAGAGCCGUUUCUCAUAAUGAACGGCUUCAAGUGGAUCGCAUUCCGGCAAUUCUGGAAUUGUGUGUCCAAGCAGGGAUCGAUCUACCUGAGUAUCCAACUAGGAGAAGAGCCUUCCCGGCUUACAGUAUUUCCGGUAGGGUAGUCGACUUUGAGAAGAGAUUCCCCAAAGAAGAUGCACCUGGCACUGACAUUUAUGAUUGUGGGUUUUGGCAGAAGAUAAACAAGAUAAGUGAGGAUAACAAGUAUGUGGACACUCAACCUUGUCAUCUACAAGGUAUUGCUGUUAGUGGGAUGGAGGCAUGGGAGAGACUGCGUUCAGGAGCCUCAAGACUAAUGCAAAAAUAUGCUGUCCAAACUUGUGGAUACUGUCCGGAGGUGCAGGUGGGACCUAAAGGUCACAGGGUUCGAAAUUGUCAAGCCUACAAGCAUCAGAUGAGGGACGGGCAGCAUGAUUGGCAGGAGGCAACGAUCAAUGAUGUGGUUCCUCCUGUGUAUGUGUGGCACGUACGAUAUCAACAAAGCGAGAAAUCGCUAGUAAAUGAUUUGAAGAAGUACUAUGGUAUGUUGCCUGCUGUGGUGGAGCUAUUUGCACAGGCUGGUGCUAGUGUGCCCAACUAUUAUGUUGGCAUGAUGAGGGAAGAUGUUGCGGUACCUCAAUUGGAUGAAGAAAAGUUGGUUGUUUAAUUUUCAAUUUGUGAACCCAGCAGAUGAGAAUGUGGCCACGUUUAAAUAAGUCGAACCCCACCAUAGAGUUCCAAUUACUUGGUGAGAAUGAAGGGUCCCCCCCAAUUAAUGGAGUUGAAAAAACAAAGAGCAGUAAUUCAACGAUGAAGUGAGGCGUGUAGAUUUCGACUUGUGUGUAUGUCCACAUCAUUGA